Molecule: messenger RNA, 15748 nt
Organism: Cherax quadricarinatus
Lineage: Eukaryota; Metazoa; Arthropoda; Malacostraca; Decapoda; Parastacidae
Source: RefSeq, a predicted model, not a curated record
UCUUGCCUGUAAAUAAACUUGAGGAGGUAAACAAUGGGCGGGAUGGUGUGCUGUUCUGCUGUAACCUGAGACCAACGUUAUCCUCUGCUCGGCUUCACUUUUACUAAGAUGGAUAAAGCAAGCAAGGCUAUCCGUAGGUCGGGGGUUCGAUUGAGGUCCAUGUCAAGUGGUCAUGGAAGUUUACAGAUGGUGAUAUCUCAGUUAGGGGAAGUACGAAGCAGCUUUAAGGCAUUUUCCCAAGCUCAAGCCACAGCAUCAGAGGAUCUUUUGAGCUGGUCUGGUGGCAGUCAUGAAAAUCGAGCUAUUGAAGAAACCUUUGCUCACUUGGCCGAAUUGUCUUUACUUUGGUCUGAGGUCCAGAGAGACUUUGCUGAUCAUUUAAAGGAGUAUAGAUCUCAGUAUGAGCUGAUUUUAGAAGGCGAGAAACAUGUUACACAAGCAAGAGAAAUGCUUGCUGUCAGGGAGCAGCGCGAGGGAAAACUGCGGAAGGAGUUAAAGAAAGCCAGUAAAAAGGCUCCAGCGGAGGAAGUGCGUUUGCUAAAGGAGAAAUUAAGCCAGGCAGAAAGAUCUCGGGAUCUGGCUCAUCUGGAAGUGGUGGAACGUGUUGGAGAGAACGAGGCAGUAAAGAUGAUUCGUGUUAAGGAAGGACUCUUGAAGCUUGGCGGAGCUUACUGUGAGCUUGCCCACAAGUGCCUGUUAAUCUUUUCUGCACAUCAGAACAUUGCAUCUCAGCUGCCAGAUGUUCAAGACCGAGACCUGCAAGACAUCAAAUACACAGGUGCAGGAUCUGCCAAGAAGUUCGUACAGGAUGCAAAGGAGCAGGUGCGAGCUUACCGUCGUCACAGUAUAUCUCAAAAGCCACCCAUACCCGAAGAUCCUCCUCCACCAUAUACCCCAUCUGUUGAACACCUUAAUGAUCUUUCUUCAAAUACCAAUCUUAGUGGAAUAAAUAACUCUUCUCAUAACAUGCCUUACAAUAUGAACACUAAUUCUAUUGCUGAACCAUCUGCUCCCAGGGCUUCCAUGUCAUCACUCGACUCGCCUGAACAUCUGCCUCAUACUAGAGGAUCCAGCUUAUUACACAGUGUAUCUCACAGUAACAAUAUUAGCUCUCACAAACACUCAACACCUAAUGCUCCUCCUACAACUCCACAUAGUACACCAAGCCAUAUUCACUCAGACCUUCCAAGACCACCAAGAACAUAUCCAUUCUUCAUUCCUAACAGCCCCUCUCUUCCUGAAGACACACAUCCUCCAUAUUCUCCUUCUUCUCCUCAGUCUAACAGUGAACCAAACUUAUCUAAGGACUCCCACAUUGAUCAAGUUGUGAGGUAUCCUCCACUGAGUACUUGUGAUAACACUAGCUUUAAUGAGAGUUCCUUUCAUCCUGACACAUCAUCAUCCAGCCCUAAUCUUGCCUCCAGUCGACAACCAGCAAUACUGACACCUGAGAGCUCAGCCCCGUACAAUCCAUACUAUGAAUGGUUGCCAGAUAAAAGUGAUAAGGAAAAAAGUGGUGAGAAAAUAAAUGGUAAAUGCUCACCAGAAGACCAAAAAAUGCUCAUCACUACUGUUAGUAAAUCAGAAAAGGGGGAAAAAAGACAUGAUUCCCAUUCAGUUGCUCCAUCUGUUCGUCCAAGGGUAAACAGAAAUCCCUUUACAGAUGGGUGCUCAGACGAAGAAGGAAUGAAUCAAGAGAGCUUAUCUGGUGCUUUGAGAAAGACAUCAAUCAGGUAAUAAUAAAAAUAUUUUUAAAUUCAUUAAAUAGCUGUGAUUAUAUAGAGACUACAUAUCAUAUAGGAAAAUUAGAUAUAAUUUUACAGUAUUGCUUCAAGUGCUAUUCUCACAAACUACAUUGAGAUGCUAACCCUUAAGCAGUAGCCUGUGUGGCCCUUCCCUUUCCCUCCUUUGUUAGCAUUUUUCUUAAAAAUAAAUAUUUAUAAUUAUAAAAUCAUAAGAAAUGUCAUAUAUUAAUGAAAACCUAUAAAUUGUAAGUGUUUUUAAGUACUGUAUUGUAUAUUAUCAUUGUGUGAGGAUUCUUCAGUCCUUAAGCUUAGUGACACAGGUUAAUAAAAUCUUGCAUAGCACCCAAAUACUUAUUAUAUUGUCCAGGCUGGCUGCUGCCAGACGCACUGUGCGUAGAGUUACUGUAUGGGUACUCCUUGAUUCCACUUGCCUGCAAGUUGACCCUACUUCUGGCAAUGCAACCCUUUGGUGGGUGACUAGAGGUUGGAUAAAUUAGAUGGGCUUUGCUCUUUUGGCUUAUGUGCUAGUGUAUAUUGUUAUUACAGUAUUUUUUUUUUCAACAAACCAACCAUAUCCCACAGAGGCAGGGUGACCUAAAGAGAAAAACAAGUUUCUGUCUUUAAAAUUAUUAACGUAUACAGAAGGGGUUACUAGUCCCUUGCUCCCAGCAUUUUAGUCGCCUCUUACGACAUGCAUGGCUUACGGAGGAAGAAUUUUGUUCCACUUCCCCAUGGAGAUAAGAGGAAAUAAACAAGAACAAGAAAUAGUAAGAAAAUAGAAGAAUACCCGAAGGGGUGUGUAUAUACGGCCACUCCUCACUUAACGACAUAGUUCUGUUCCUAAAACCACAUCGUUGCCAAGCAAGGAGCAUACUAAAAUGGUAGUGAGUUUGUGUCAGCCAUCUUUGAUAUUGUUUUAAUGUCACCUUUGCACCAUUUUUAACAUUUUUAGUAUAUUUUUAAAUGUUUAUACAGUAGUGUACUGUAUAUUGUAAUAAACAGAAUAGAGGAAAUCAGCUCUAAUAUACAUUAUUUAGGUAUGCAUACUGGUAUGCAUACUGUGAUAAGUCCGAGUUGUCAGUAAACAAGUACAUCGCUAAGUGAGGAGAGGCUGUAUAUGCUUGUACAAACAUGUGUAGUGUGACCUAAGUGUAAGCAGAAGUAGCAAGACGUACCUGAAAUCUUGCAUGUUUAUGGGACGGAAAAAAGAAACCAGCAAUCCUGCCAUCGUGUAAAACAAUUACAGCCUCUCCUCACUUAACAACAGAGUUCUGUUCGUAAGACCACGUUUGUAAACGAAUUUGUUGCUAACUGAGAAGCAUACUAUAAGGUAGUGGGUUUGUGUCAGCCAUCUUUGAUAUUGUUUUAACCCUUAAACGGUCCAAAUGUAUAUAUACGUUCAUGCGCGUAGCGCCCCAAACGUAUAUAUACGUUUUCUUUGUCAUUCAUUCAACAUUGCCACAAUAAGCCUGAGUCACCUAGACAUGAGAGAAUGGGUGUGCGCACUCACUGUGUGCCAUAUUAAAAUAAUUUGGGAUGCCUGGGUACCAUAUGCUCUUUUUUCCUUUUAAAAAAAAAAAGUUUUUUUUUCUCUCAAAAAAUUUGGGGCGCUAUGCGAGUGAACGUAUAUAUACGUUUGGACCGUUUAAGGGUUAAUGUUACCUUUGCACCAUUUUUAACAUUUUUAGUAUAUUUUUAAAUGUUUAUACAGUAGUGUACUGUUUGUUGAAAUAAACAAAAUAGAGGAAAUCAGCACAAAUAUACAUAAUUUAGGUAUGCAUACUGGUCAGAGAGCCCGUCGUAAGUCUGAUUUGUUGGUAAAUGAAUACAUCGCUAAGUGAGGAGAGACUGUAUAGGUUUCCGUUUUACACUCAUUUGGCUGGACGGCAGUGCUUUCCUGGGUGGUUGUUGUCUACCAACCUACUACCUACAUAUUACAUUAUUAUUAUUAUUAUUAAGUGGACCCCCGCAUAACGAUAUUAAUCCGUUCCUGAGAGCUCAUUGUUAUGCGAAAUUAUCGUUAUGCGAAUGAAUUUUCCCCAUAAGAAAUAAUGGAAAUCAAAUUAAUCCGUGCAAGACACCCCAAAGUGUGAAAAAAAAAAAUUUACCACAUGAAAUAUUAAUUUUAAUACACACAAACUGAAAAAGGCAUGCACAGUUACAUGACACUUACCUUUAUUGAAGAUCUGGUGAUGAUUGAUGGGAUGGGAGGAGGAGAGAGUCUUGGUGUUUAGAAGGGGAAUCCCCUUCCAUUAAGACUUGAGGUGUCAAGUAUUUUUCUGGGGUUACUUCCCUUCUUCUUUUAAUGCCACUAGGACCAGCUUCAGAGUCACUGGACUUCUGUCGCACAACAUAUCUGUCCAUAGUGGCCUGUACCUCUCGUUCCUUUAUGACUUCCCUAAAGUGUUUCACAACAGUGUCAGUGUAAUAGUCACCAGCACGGCUUGCAAUAGCUGUGUUAGGGUGAUUGUCAUCAAAAAAGGUUUGCACUUUAAGCCACAUUCCACACAUUUCCUUAAUCUUUGAAGUAGGCAACUUCUUCAAUUUCUCUCUCCCCUCCUCCAAACCAGUUUCCUCAGGUCUGGCCUCUUGCUGUUGAAGUUGAUCUAGCAGCUCAUCAGUGGUUAGUUCUUCAUUGUCCUCCUCCACCAACUCUUCCACAUCCUCCCCACUAACCUCCAACCCCAGGGACUUUCCCAAUGCCACAAUGGAUUCCUCAACUGGCAUACUCCUCUCAGGGUUAGCCUGAAACCCUUCAAAAUCCCUUUGGUCUACACAUUCUGGCCACAGUUUCUUCCAAGCAGAGUUCAAGGUCCUCUGAGUCACUCCCUUCCAAGCCUUACCUAUAAGGUUUACACAAUUGAGGAUAUUAAAGUGCUCUCUCCAAAACUCUCUUAGAGUCAAUUGAGUUUCUGAGGUCACUACAAAGCACCUUUCAAACAGAGCUUUUGUGUACAGUUUUUUGAAGUUUGCAAUAACUUGCUGGUCCAUGGGCUGCAGGAGAGGAGUGGUAUUAGGAGGCAAAAACUUCACCUUAAUGAAGCUCAUGUUCCCAUAAAGUCGCUCUGCCACGUCUGUAGGAUGACCAGGGGCAUUGUCUAACACCAGGAGGCACUUAAGGUCUAAUUUCUUUUCAGUUAGGUAAUCUUUCACAUUGGGGGCAAAUGCAUGGUGUAACCAGUCAUAGAAAAAGUCCCUAGUGACCCAUGCCUUACUGUUUGCCCUCCACAGCACACACAAAUUAGCCUUGAGGAUAUUCUUUUGCCUGAACGCUCUGGGAGUUUCUGAGUGAUACACUAAUAAAGGCUUCACUUUGCAAUCACCACUAGCAUUGGAACACAUCAACAGAGUAAACCUGUCUUUCAUAGGCUUUUGUCCUGGGAGUGCCUUUUCCUCCUGAGUAAUGUAGGUCCUGCUUGGCAUUUUCUUCCAAAACAGGCCUGUUUCAUCACAAUUAAACACUUGUUCAGGUUUCAGUCCUUCACUGUCUAUGUACUGCUUGAAUUCCUGCACAUAUUUUUCAGCUGCUUUGUGGUCCGAACUGGCAGCCUCACCAUGCCUUAUCACACUAUGUAUGCCACUACGCUUCUUAAAUCUCUCAAACCAACCUUUGCUGGCCUUAAAUUCACUCACAUCAUCACUAGUUGCAGGCAUUUUUUUAAUUAAAUCCUCAUGCAACUUCCUAGCCUUUUCACUUAUGAUCACUUGAGAGAUGCUAUCUCCUGCUAUCUGUUUUUCAUUUAUCCAUACCAAUAAGAGUCUCUCAACAUCUUCCAUCACUUGCAAUCUCUGUUUCGAAAACACAGUUGAACCUUUGGCAAGAACAGCUUCCUUGGUUGCCAUUUUGUUGCCCACAAUAGUAGCGAUGGUUGAUUGGGGUUCAUUAUACAACCUGGCCAGCUCGGAGACACACACUCCACUUUCAUACUUAGCAAUGAUCUCUUUCUUCAUCUCUAUAGUAAUUCUCACCCUUAUUGCUGUAGGGUUGGCACUAGAAGCUUUCUUGGGGCCCAUGGUCACUUAUUUUGCAGAUAAAAUCACCAAAAGCACUGUAAUAAUACGAAAUGUUCCGAUUGUAUGCUUGGAUGUUACCGUGGAGGCUGGCUGGUAAACAAUGCCACCGGCGGAACAUGUGAGGCUGGCUCAGGCCGCACAUUAGACGCGUCUCGGACGAACAGCGUUGAGUGGGUUUUUUUAGCGGUAUGCGAGGCAAAAUCUUAGCGAUAAAAUGUAUCGGUAUGCGGAUUUAACGUUAUGUAAUGCCAACGGUAUGCGGUGGUCCACUGUAUUAUUAUUAUUAUUAUUAUUAUAUUCAUAUGGGGAGCAUUAAUCCUUUAGGGGCUAUAUAGUGCCUGGAGAAAUGGGAAGCAAUUAUUUCAGUUUAAUGAAAGGAAGAUCAGUCCAAUUCUUUAGAUCAGUUGCCCCUCACUGGUAUAAAAGAGUUUCCCUGGAGGAGAUACUAGGGUACAGUUCUUGUGAAUUUGCUGCAUAAAGAGAGUCACCUUUGUGUAUCAUUGGAAGGUUUGGGUAACAUCUGAUGAGUGGGGUGGUAGGUAGGUAAUUCUAAAAUUUGAAAAAUACUUUCAUCAUUUAGACCCUCAUUAUUCUUGGCAGUUAAAAAAAAAAAUACUGUAAAACCCCAAAAAUAUAAAGUUAAACAUUUAAAGAAUACUAGCAUGUAGGAAUUCACAGUACAAGUAAAUAGUAGCACAAAUUUUAAUAACUAACAUCAUGUAAAAAUCCUAUUAAGUUGUUCAUGUCAAAAGACUUGGUAGAGCUUCUCGAGUUCCCUACAAACACCGUGGCAUACCUGGAGGGUGUUCCAGGGGUCAGCCCCCCAUGGCCCAGUUCAUAACCAGGCCUUGUGGUGGAUCAGGGACUGAUCAGUCAGGCUGUUACUGUUGGUUGCACACAAACCGACGUAUGAACCACAGCCUGGCUGGUCAGGUACUGACUUUAUGUACCUGUCCAGCUCCUCCUUGAAGACAGCCAAAGGUCUGUUGGUAAUCCCCCUUAUAUAUGCUGGGAAGCAGCUGAACAGUCUUGAACCCGAUGCUUAUUUGUGUUGUCUCAGCAUACUCAUGGUGCCCCUGCUUUUCAUUAGGGGAAAUGUUGCACCGCCUGCCAAGUCUUUUGCCUUCAUAGGGAGUGAUUUCCAUGUUCAGAUUUGGGACUAGUUCCUCUAAGAUUUUCCAAGUGUAUAUUAUCAUGUAUCUUGUCUGUAUUCUAAGGAGUACAGGCCAAAGAACUUCAGCUGAUCCCAGUAAUUUAAGUGCUUUAUAUUGUACUUAUACAUGUAGUGAAAGCUCUCUGUAUAUUCUCCAGGUCUGCAAUUUUGCCUGCUUUGAAAGGGGCCGUUAGUGUACACCAAUAUUCCAACCUAUAGAGAACAAGUGAUUUGAAGAGAAUCAUCAUUGGCUUGGCAUCCAUAGUUCUGAAGGUUCUCAUUAUUCAUUCUAUCAUUUUCCUAGCAGAUGCGAUAGAAACAUUGUUGUGGUCUUUGAAAUUGAGAUUCUCUGUCAUUAUCACUCCCAGGUCUUUCACAUUAGUUUUUUGCUCUAUUGUGUGACUGGAAUUUGUUUUAUACUCUGAUCCAGUUUUUAUUUCCUUGAGUUUUCCAUAACAGAGUAAUUGAAAUUUGUCUUCAAUGAACUUCAUAUUGUUUUCUGAAGCCCAUUUAAAGACUUGCAGUGUCCUCGGUGGAUGACAUUGUCAUGCAAAUUCUCGUAUCAUCAGCAAAGGAGGACAUGGUUUUGUGAUCUAUAUCACUGUACUUUGUGGAACAGCUUUUCACUGUAGCUGCCAGUGACUUUACUGUUCACUAUUACUCUGUGUUCUAUUUGUUAGGAAGUUAUAACUCCAUUUUCCCACUUUUCCUGUUAUUCCUUUAUCACACAUUUUGUGUGAUAUUAUGCCGAUCACACUUGUCAAAGGUCUACUUUUACUAGAAAAUAAUCUCUCCUACAUACCUUAACCUGACCCUUGUUAUCCACAUAAAAGCUCUUUACUACUUUUAGUAACCUACCACCGAUUCUGUACAUUUCCAACAUCUGUCUUAUUGCUUCCCUAUCCAUCCUACCAUAUGCCUUUUCUAAAUCCAUAAAUGCAAUGAAAAGUUCCUACCUUUAUCCAAGUAUUGUUUACUUAUGUAUUUCAUUGUAAACACCUGGUCUAUACAUCCCCUACCCAUCCUAACACCUUGUUCUUUUGCAGUCCUACUCUGUCUUACCCAUAAUUCUUUCAAUAAUAACUCUACUGUACACUUUACUUGGUAUACUCAACAGGCUUUAUUUUGUGUCUGACAUGUCAGCUGUCUCCCACCGAGGCAGGGCGACCCAAAAAAGAAACACUUUCACCAUCAUUCACACAGUAUCACUCACUUAUAUCUCCUUUUUUCUUGUAUAAAGGAAUGAUGCAUGCUCUGUGCAAAUGUCUUAGGUACUGAACAAAUGCACCAACCACUAUAAAACUGUCUCUGCUGCUUUACUCCAUUAUAUUCUACCUACUGCCUCGUGCACCUUCCCCGUACUCACAUUUGACUUUCUUACUACUAUUUCUUUGCAAUAAAAUAAAACCAAGACUGCUUGGUCAAGAUUUGGGUUGUCCCAGGAACUGAAGCAGAUCUAGUAAAAAACCAUAAAACAAACCCUUCCUCAGGAAAACCACAAAAAAAAAAAAUGUUUCUGCCACUUUGAGGCAUAUCUCAAGUUACUUACAAUUUUAAACCAACCAAAAUCAUCUUUAUUUCAAUAGUAUGUCUUUCAUUCUAUCAGUUGAUACCAAGAAACAGCCAAUAAAAUAAUAAAAACUACCCCAGAAAAUGACUUGGUCACUAUUUUAAAUCAAAUACACUAUCAGAGAUCAGCUGUUCCUGUCAUGUGUUGUAUGGUGUAGAAUUUUUUGUUAUACUGCACAUCCAUUGCACAGACCCAUUCUCUCACGUCUAGGCCAAAAUUUGCCAUUCACAGCAUAUUUCAGGGUGCUGUGAUUAAGAUGUAGAUCUACACGAGCAACACUGGGAUCAGUAAUGUAGAUCUACAUAGGAGACACUAAAAGGAUUAUCUCUAUUUAACCAGAUUAGUAUUUUUAAUGUCAUGAGCAUUGUUGUUAUGUUCCAGACAGCAGUGAGUGAUCAAAUAACACUGGGUAUAUUUACAACUUAAUGUUUUUAUGAAGGCAGUGAAUAUAAUGUGUCAGCAAGCAGAAGCAUGUCUGCCUGGAUCUUCCUGCACCCUAGAAAGAUUCAAUAUUACGUAUUUGCAUGUUACAGUGGUACCUCGAGUUAAGAACUUAAUUCAUUCCAGAAGGCUGUUCAAGUGCCGAUACCAAACAAAUUUGUUCCCAUAAGGAAUAAUGUAACUUAGAUUAGUCCAUUUCAGACCCCCAGAAAUACUCUUACAAAAGCACUUACAAAAAUACACUUACAUAAUUGUUCGAGUUGGGAGCUGUUCGAAACUCGAGGUACCACCGUACUUUCCUUCGUGUAAUACCACUCUGAAACAUACACAAUGGUAAAGAACCUGUGUACAUAUAGUGCAAAUGGUUCAGUACUAUACCUUUGAAAAACUCCAAGUAAAACUGCAGUUGAAUGGAUCUCCAUUAAACAGAUUUUGUGAAUAACAUGCAAAAUCUAAUAGACAAAUUGAUUUAGGUAAUGAGAGAGAUGGAUUACAAAAGUGUCCCUUACUAUUACAAUCAGCUGGUAAAUAUAUUUUAAAAACAAAGUCUGUUGGUUAGAGAUAUAUCUAUUGUUUCAGAUCACAGCAAAAUUAUCUCAUUUUUUGGAUUUCUCAAACAUUGGGCAUUAGUGGACACCCUCUUCUUACCGAUUGGCUAAUUAAAUCAGUGUUCCACUUUAUUACAAAAAACACCAAUUGGGUUUUCCAUUAGUGUCAGUAAUAUAAAAGUUCGGGAUACAUAUAUACACAUUAAAAUAAAUUAAUUUUUAAUAUAAUAUAAAAACAACACAAUCUUUGGUCUAGAGGUAUUUGAACUAAUAAACAUCUGAUAAUAUAUACAUGUUACAAUAAUAAAUUAUUAGCAUUUUAAAAUAAAUAAUAAAUCGUAACCCUACAUACAGGGUACCACUUUUCAGAUACUACUGUGUCAUAUAUAUGCAUAUGCUAAAAUAAUGAAUUAUAAGUAACAUUUACACAAUAACAAAUAAUAAUCAACUCCGUGUCUCACGACACCCUAAUGACGCUCUGUGUCUCACACAACACUUAUAUCCGAGUUGUGACGCUCCCUGUGUCACACGACACUUAUCCGUGUAAUGACGCUCCAUCUCAACUGUGUCCCUUGACACCCUUUUCUCUCCGUCACACGACACUCCAGCUCUCCGUGUCACACGACACCCUUUUCUCUGUGUAAUGACGCUCCUACUCAACCGUGUCCCUUGACACCCUUUUCUCUGCGUAAUGACGCUCCUACUCCGUGUCACACGACACCCUUUUCUCUGCGUCAUACACUUUCUCAACUGUGUCCCCCUUGACACCCUGUGACACACACAGCGUCUUUCUCGAGGCCAGUCACAUGACACUAUUCAAUGUACACUACAACCGUAACUUCUUUAGUGUCACAAAACACCCUUUUCUUCUCGGUGUUCCACUACGGUCCUUUAGCAUAUCUCAGUGUUACACUCCAUUAUACUUCCUUCAGUGUCACACUACGGUCCUAGCCCAGUUCAGUGUCACACUCCAAACUUUUCUUCACGUAGUGUCCCACUAAAACAGCAUCCGAUGACUCCGGCCCACAGUUGACCAACGUAGGCGGUGAGUCCGCAGACAUCACCUGGUAAUCCUAUAAAUACUCUCUAAGGCCGGCAGAAGCACACCGUAAGAUGGUCUGGUGGGUACUAUCUACCGCCUUCAAGACCAGUUGACACAUACUGUUUGCAGAACACCAUGCUGCGAGCUCACUGAAUGCGGCCGUCAAGUAGCUGAGGCCAUCAGACUCGGUGAGCUGUGGUGAGCGGUUCUUCUAAAAUCAGUAGAAGCCAGUAGAAUACUGUACUCUCUACUGCCAGUAGAUGUGUACCAUUAGGUGUUCUGGUAACUACUGCUUAGAUGCGUACCGUGAGGUGUUCAGGUACUUACUGCCUCUAAGGCCAGCUCAGCAGUCCCCACAUUGGGUUUGAUGACGUACCCAUGGUACUGCCGGCCGGCAGGUUAACAAUUUAACCGCUAGUUUGGUAGGGGGCCCGCAACACCCCCACUACAAAAGGACCGACACACAAAGAUCAAUGUAAUAUGCAUCCCGAACUGUCAUCCUGGAUAAGAUCAUCCCAGAAAUCAUUCUUGAUAAUCAUUAUCCUCCCGGACAGGCCACUCAUAUAUUACAAAAACACCAAUUGGUCUUUUACAUUAGGUGUUAGUAAUAUAAAAGUUCGGGAUACAUAUAUACACAUUAAAUAAAUUAUAAUAAAUAUUUGGGUCCUAUGUAUGAUUGUGUUAACUUAUGUCACUAACACAAGAAAAGUUUCCAUCACAGGAGUGGCAAUGUUUUCCACUAUAGAGUUUAAGACUUAAAACCGGUUGGUUGUUUUUGUAGAGAUUAUCACCAAGAAGGGGAAGAUACAUGUAUUAAUAUUCUGUAUGUGCUAAUGUGACUGUUCACUCAUGUUUACUCAUACAUAUCUUGCUUCAUACUUACAUCUUACUGUAUUGAUAGUUUAUCUGAAGCCUCUCUUAUGAUGGCAUGUUUAAUAAAAUAAAAAAAGUGUUUAUUUUUGUCCAAGUUAAUUAAGCACCACACUAGUACUAACUGAAUGCUUUCUUUACUUCUUGCUAUUUAUUAUUAUAUUAACAAAAUGCACUCAAUCCGUAUGGGUCAUAAAACUUUUUUUUUUAUAACAUAUCCCUAAUCCAUUUAUUCAGCCUUUUGUUGCCAAUUGAAAAUUAUGUAUCAAGGAAGCCAUAGUCUCUCUAGUGAUAACUUGUACUCUGAUUUUUCUUUGUAAUGCAGUAUAUACUUAUCCUAUGCAAGUAUACUGUUCUGUACUAUAAUUCAGUCAGUUUUUCACAAGAAUGUUGAGCACAAGACUUACAAAUUAUAUUUUUACUCAUAUUCAAAUUUUAAAUGACAACUAGACACUGAAUUUUAUUAUGUAGCAGAGAUCAUAAUAUUAUAACGGGAUAUAAAAUAAUGUGUAGCCUCAUUACUUUAUCUUACAGAAACAGAUUUAUUUAGUAGUAAUGUUGUUACUUAAUACAGUGGACCCCCGGUUAACGAUAUUUUUUCACUCCAUAAGUAUGUUCAUGUGCCAGUACUGACCGAAUUUGUUCCCAUAAGAAAUAUUGUGAAGUAGAUUAGUCCAUUUCAAACCCCCAAACAUACACGUACAAACGCACUUACAUAAAUACACUUACAUAAUUGGUCGCAUUCGGAGGUAAUCGUUAUGCGGGGGUCCACUGUACUGUAAAAUAUUUUUUAACUAGCUAUAUGCACAGUUAAAGAAUUUUAAUGCAUUUCCUAAUGUCUGUAGUGUUGUAUAGAGUUUUCAAAGAGGCAUCUGCAUCCUAUAAUUAUUAUCUAUAAAUUCACUAUUUUCUGGCUGCUUUCCCAUAAGUUGGGCAGAUCAGGCGCAAUAAAGUUUCUUAUUCCAUUCAUAAUUAUCAAUGACUUGAAUAGAAUGAGUCAAAGUGAACAGAUUCUUAUACAUUGAGUCCUUAAUCAUCGUUACCUCACCAGGUAAAUCCUUCGCUUCUAUUAAGUCUUAUAUUGAUGCUGGUACAUUACACACAUCAAUAGUGGUGAGUUUCUAUAUACCUAACUUACCUGUGGUUUAUCUGUGAAUGGUUCUAGGAAUCAUCUCCACCAAGCCUUGAUUCCAGGCCAGAUCUCCCUGUUGAUGACUUGAUUAGUCAGGCUAUUGGUUCCUAUUGAACCCAGUUUUACAUAAACACUACAGCCUGGCUGAGAAGAAACUUUCCUCAGGAACUUGUCAAUUUCCCCCCAUGACAUAAAGUGAUAUUGUAUAUAUACUAUUAACAAACCCUUUAUUUUGCAGUACUGCAUUGCAUUCCUGAACAUUUUCACUGCCAUGGGAUGUUUGUUUUUAUCCCAAUCAUUUUGCCAGAUGAGAGUAGCUGUUCUGGUCUUGAAGGGUUAGAUAAUUUUUUUUUGGUGCUACUCUCUAAGUACAGUAAAUCCUCGAUUUAGCGAACUUCAGAAAUACAGCACAAAUUCUGCUGGGUCAGUUGAUUUAGAAAUGAUGGACAAAGUUCAGGGGUUACAGAAUUGUCCAUUAUUAUGAUCAUAGCUAAAACAAUCUCAUUUCCAUCCAUCACCAUUACCAUUACCAACCACCUGCUCCCAUUAUGUCUUUUAAUAGAGGAUUUACUGUAUUUUUUGUGAAAAUCGGUUUUCCUAAUCCCUCUCUCUCUCAAUAUGUUGUGUUUGAAGAUUGUGAAGUACUAAAUAUAUUUAAAUACAGUACAUAAAUUAUAAAUUGUAUUGGUAAAUUACUUACCAAUAACUCUGAUGAAAUAAUAGGCUUUCUAUGGCACAUUGGGUUCAAUGCCCCAUUACAAAAAAUACAAGGUUAAAACUCCCACUUUUUCACUCAGUAAAUAGUGCUAGCUUUGUCCACCUAGCUCAUUAUUGGUGACCAACAAACAACAACAAUUCCUACAAGGCAAUCCCAGAAUGUUUUACAUGAGGAAAACUUGAAUGUAAGGGUUGGGGUGGAAUUAUCGGAGCCACCACAACACAGGAAACCAUUAUUCUGCAUCAGUGUUGCGUAUUCAGUUUCAUGGUCUCAUGAGCCUCCUUUUCCCAAAUCAUUCCAGUGAGACCCAUAAUUCCAUAGGGUGUUAAGGCACAACUCGGAUUAAAUUAUUCAAUAAUGAAGCGCACAAAAUGAACUGUGCUAUAAAGAUUUUGAGUGCUCUACUGAAUCCACAUUCCAACUUUCGUAUGACUAUUAAAUUACAAUUUGUGACAUUGGUCAAGACCUAUUUGAUGGAACUGAAGAUCCAACAACACUCAGGAGUCAAAUACUGUAUUAGGCCUGAGAUUCCGAGUUAUGUAGGUUGACUUAGUACCAAAAAAAAAAAAAAAAAAAAUCACCACUAAAAUUUAUCACCAGCAGGCAUCCCACAUGUACAAUAACUGAAAAUACUCAUUCAAACCAUUAACUCAGUAUAGUGAAUUAUUGUUGUGCAGGCCAUCAAUUUUAAAUUGCUUCUUCAAGCUUUUAUCAUUAUACAUUAAUCCUUAACCCUUUCAGUGUUGGUCCCGUUGUACUACAGUUUUGAAGCCAGUGUCAGUCCCGUAGUACAACGCCGUGAGCUCAGCUCACUCAUAUAAGCUGUGAGCAGUAAAUUUGGGUGUAGAUAUGAAAGAAUGGAUCUGUGCAGUAAGUGUGCACCAAUUAAAAAAAUUCUGCGACACAGUGCAUAACAAAAAAGUUUUUGGUUUAAAACAGCAACUUUGAGGUAUAUUUUUGUAUGGUCUUUAUGGUUGUAUUCUCGGUUUCUUGGUCUCAUUUGAUAGAAUGGAAGAUAUAUUACAGAAAUUGAGGUGAUUUUGAUUAGUUUCAGGACUGAAAGUAGGUUGAAAUUGAGCUCAAAGUAACAGAAAUGCUCAAUUUUUGCCGAUAUUCCAGAGUAUACAGAAUACGCAUUCAACUGGCCAGGCUGAUGUGCAUUUAGGAAUGCAAUGACAUUAUUUAUACAAUUAUUACAAUAAUGCAGUAGUCUGCAUAAUGGUAAAAAUUCUAUUUUUUGUGUGAAUAAAUAUUCAAGAGUAUAUGGAGAAAAAGAGAGAGGUUAAGAGAGUGGUGAAGCAAUGUAAAAAGAGAGCAAAUGAGAGAGUGGGUGAGAUGUUAUCAACAAAUUUUGUUGAAAAUAAGAAAAAGUAUUGGAGUGAGAUUAACAAUUUAAGGAAGCCUAGAGAACAAAUGGAUUUGUCAGUUAAAAAUAGGAGAGGAGAGUUAUUAAAUGGAGAGUUAGAGGUAUUGGGAAGAUGGAGGGAAUAUUUUGAGGAAUUGUUAAAUGUUGAUGAAGAUAGGGAAGCUGUGAUUUCGUGUAUAGGACAAGGAGGAAUAACAUCUUGCAGGAGUGAGGAAGAGCCAGUUGUGAGUGUGGAGGAAGUUCGUGAGGCAGUAGGUAAAAUGAAAGGGGGUAAGGCAGCCGGGAUUGAUGGGAUAAAGAUAGAAAUGUUAAAAGCAGGUGGGGAUAUAGUUUUGGAGUGGUUGGUGCAAUUAUUUAAUAAAUGUAUGGAAGAGGGUAAGGUACCUAUGGAUUGGCAGAGAGCAUGCAUAGUUCCUUUGUAUAAAGGCAAAGGGGAUAAAAGAGAGUGCAAAAAUAUAGGGGGAUAAGUCUGUUGAGUAUACCUGGUAAAGUGUAUGGUAGAGUUAUUAUUGAAAGAAUUAAGAGUAAGACGGAGAAUAGGAUAGCAGAUGAACAAGGAGGCUUUAGGAAAGGUAGGGGGUGUGUGGACCAGGUGUUUACAGUGAAACAUGUAAGUGAACAGUAUUUAGAUAAGGCUAAAGAGGUCUUUGUGGCAUUUAUGGAUUUGGAAAAGGCAUAUGACAGGGUGGAUAGGGGGGCAAUGUGGCAGAUGUUGCAGGUGUAUGGUGUAGGAGGUAGGUUACUGAAAGCAGUGAAGAGUUUUUACGAGGAUAGUGAGGCUCAAGUUAGAGUAUGAAGGAAAGAGGGAAAUUAUUUCCCAGUAAAAGUAGGCCUUAGACAAGGAUGUGUGAUGUCACCGUGGUUGUUUAAUAUAUUUAUAGAUGGGGUUGUAAGAGAAGUGAAUGCAAGGGUCUUGGCAAGAGGCGUGGAGUUAAAAGAUAAAGAAUCACACACAAAGUGGGAGUUGUCACAGUUGCUCUUUGCUGAUGACACUGUGCUCUUGGGAGAUUCUGAAGAGAAGUUGCAGAGAUUGGUGGAUGAAUUUGGCAGGGUGUGCAAAAGAAGAAAAUUAAAGGUGAAUACAGGAAAGAGUAAGGUUAUGAGGAUAACAAAAAGAUUAGGUGAUGAAAGAUUGGAUAUCAGAUUGGA